AUGAGACGAUGCUGCUCUUUCAGCGGCAAUGGUCCGUCGCCUCUUCUCACAUCUGUGGUAUAUGCACGGCAUCACAUCAACGGCUUCUCGCUCUUCGCACGGGAGCUGCAGGAACACAAAGGGAUUCUAAAGGCCCGCAGCUUCCGACACGGUCGCGACAACAUGCGAGUGGUCUCGCAGCACUGGCACCAACUCACACCGGGGCAGCGGCAUCGAUACAACGCCCGGGCCCGCGAGAUAUUGGUGUUAAAAGCAAAGAACACAGAUAAGGCCUUUAACGACUUCAAUUUGCUGAUGCAGCUGCUCUUUCAAACAGAGGAUGUGGCCGGCGCGGGGGAUGAGGUCUUCACAGCGCAUAUGGCAAAGAACACAUUGACACAAUUAAACUCUGGACACAAGGAAAAACUCCGAAAAAAACUGCUGCCGAAAGAUGUGAUUCAAGCCCCCAAAAAAUCAGGAACCGUUUUACCUCUCUCAUGGUACUUUCCACACAUGCGUUAUUUUGAAUCAUUUGUGGAAAUGCUAAGAGCAGUGGCACCAACACAAAAAGCUCUUUUCAUUGCAGUAUCACGUGUUCUUGAUAUUAACAGACGUCCAACAAAAGGCUAUAUGUCAUCCAUUUCGAAAAAAUAUGAUCAACUUACAGAAGAAGACAAGGAUAAAUUUAAACCUAUCACCGAUGAGGAUGCACCAGUUUUUGAAAAAUAUUGCGCUUCCCACUGUGCUACAUUUGACAUUGAAAAUUUUGAUAUUGUGCGUCUUUUUGCACAAUAUCGCGGACUCAUCACAGCAAGAACUUCCCUCCCAGAACCAGAGGCAACUCAGUAUAAAAUGCUUAUGGAAGCGGAUCGCUUCCGUGAGAGUUUAUACUUUAAGGCAUUACGUAAUUUGGAGAGAGCUAAAGCAGGUCGAAGCACAGAUCAUGGCACGUAUAUUUCUCACAUUCACCCAGAAGGAGUUUCUAUUCCACCCCAGACAUAUUCUAUUAAGACUAGUAUGGACGAUGUUGUUGUUGCCACAUUGCUCGCCGAAACGCGACUUGGGAAGUCAGUAUACGAUGAUGUAAUUGAGCGAACAAGUUGCUUUCGUCAGGAAAUGGCUAACCAACUGCUGCAGGAGACUUACUUGUCACCUGAACGCAAAACAAAACGAGAAGAGAAGAAAACCUCUAAAACAAAAAGAAACUUUGCGUGA
Trypanosoma theileri is the source of this 1194-nucleotide messenger RNA. RefSeq lists its product as uncharacterized. The transcript has a single exon. Lineage: Eukaryota; Euglenozoa; Kinetoplastea; Trypanosomatida; Trypanosomatidae. The coding region runs from base 1 to 1194 and encodes 397 amino acids. The record is from RefSeq and is a predicted model, not a curated record.